UCACUUAGAUGACAGUUAGAGAUUCAAUUUUCAGGCAGACACACUGGAGGAAAGCAGUGCUGAGGAAAACCAGACGUUUUAUGAAUCAAGGAAGUAACAAAUAAGAUGACAGCCUUGUUGUUCAAAGAUGCUUUUUGGGGGACUGAUUUUACCUGUCAUGCUGGGUAUGACGCUGUGGUACAAAGGCUAAGAGAUGGCAGGCGGAUGUGUAAAGAUGUGGAGGAGCUCUUGAAAAUGAGGGCACUAGCAGAGGAGAAGUACGGGAAGGAACUGGUGACUAUUGCCCGUAAAGCUGGGGGCCACACGGAGAUCGGCACCUUGAGAUCAUCCUUUGAUCAGUUAAAAGCACAAAUUGAGAACAUUGGAAACUUUCACAUCCAGCUAUCUGGUGUGUUGAAAGAGGAGGUGAAAAAGCUCGAAGCAUUCCGAGAACGUCAGAGGGAGCACAGGAAAAAGUUCGAAGGAAUCAUGGAGAAGGUUCAGAAGUCAAAGCUGUCUUCUUUCAAGAAGACCGUGGAGUCUAAGAAGGCCUAUGAGCAGAGAUGCAGGGAGUCAGACGAAGCGGAAGAGCUGGCCGAGAAGACAACUACCACAUCUGCUACAGCCAAAAACUCAGAAAAGGUACAACACAGGGCCAAGCAAUGCAGACAGGCUGCCAAUGAAGCAGAGAAGCUGUACCUUGCAAACAUUGACCAGUUAGAUGAAGUGCGCCAGGACUGGGAAGACACCCACAGAAGCACGUGUGAGGUAUUCCAACACAUGGAGGCAGAUCGUAUCAGCAUCCUGAGGUGUGUUCUUUGGGAUCACUGCAACAACUUCUCCAUGCAGUGUGUCAGAGAUGAUGAGCUUUACGAGGAGGUGAGAAAGGUUCUGGAGAAGUGUGACAUCACCACAGACAACAACAGCUUCAUCGAGAUGAAAACUACAAGCACGAGGCCACCAGAACCCAUAGAGUUCAAGAGCUUCUAUCAGACGGAGCCGUCCACAAAUAGAAACGGCUGCGCUCACCUCGCAGGGGGGCGAGGUAUCAUGACGAGGUUCAGUAGCCUCCUACCAGGAAGCUCAAGCAGCUCAAGGAUCGACGUCAAUGACAGCCCUCCACACUCCCGGUCAGCAGUGCCAUCUAGUGGCCAAUCUCUGGCUGAGAACGCAGAUGGAGUGAGUGCGUCCGUACCUGAUGUCCAUCGGGCAGCCUCGGUGACCUCCAUUUCAGAUGAUGACCAAGGUCGCUACAUGGUGCUGUAUGACUUCUUUGCACAGCAACCUGACGACUUGACUGUGCCCAGAGGAGCUGUGGUGCAGGUGCUGGAGCAAAGACCCGACGGAUGGUGGACUGUAGAGAGGAACGGGCAGACUGGACUGGUGCCAGGAAACUACCUGGCUAGAGCCUGAAAACACACACACACACACACACACACACACACACACACACAGACAAGGGUAUACAGACACACGUAUGUGUCCUGGCCCUAUGUGGAGGUUGGAUGCUCUCCGUGUGGGUUUCCUCCCACAGUUUAAAAACAUGCAGGUCAGGUGAAUUGAAGACAACUGCCUAUGGGCUUGAGUGUGUAUGUUGUAGCACACACCACGCAGUGUAAAGCCCUUGAGACAUGCUUGUGCUAUAUAAAGUUGACUUGACAAGUACAUAAAUACACAUCACCACCCCUAUAGAUUUACAUACAGACAGCCUCUCAAGCUUUCAUAUUACAUACUCUUUACAACCUCACUGUAAACGUGUGAAACUGUAUGAUCUUAACCACGAAGAAAUUCUGCUUUACUGCAAGCAUGGCAAUAAAACCGCAGCCUCUUCCAAGCUGCUGCUGCAGUGUACAAGUUAAUUCAAGAGUUUCAGUUUAGUAGGUUAUUUUAGCAGUUCACUAAAGUUAUGAAACAUCUGCGUCAAUUACCCUUUAUUCUGAAAUAUAUCCAGAUUUCCAGAAUAUGCCAGAAAUAGAUCUCUAGAUUGAUACAUGGAAUGGUAUCUUACCAAUAGAAAAUGAGUCACAGCAUGACCUCAUGUACCGUGAUGCAUCAUAAAACUCUGUCAGCCAUCUUUUAUACACCAGAUAAAAAACCUAAGCAUGUUACUUGAAUUGGCAUUCCCUAUUUAUACAUUAUUCUUCUGUGCUUCAUGUAGAUCAUAUUGAGCUUAUGUAACAGAGAAAACUAUUUUCUCAGGUAUGACAUACCUGAGAAAAUAGUAUCAACUAAUGGCAGAGCUAUUUGUCUAAAGGCAUUGUACAGUCAUAACACCCAGAAAUACACACAUCAAGACAACACCUCUGUUCCCACAA
Messenger RNA from Myripristis murdjan (pinecone soldierfish), 2294 nucleotides. Its product is annotated as proline-serine-threonine phosphatase-interacting protein 1-like. NCBI's taxonomy places the organism in Eukaryota, Metazoa, Chordata, Actinopteri, Holocentriformes, Holocentridae. The coding region runs from base 106 to 1392 and encodes 428 amino acids. Gene Ontology annotation, biological process: actin filament polymerization. Gene Ontology annotation, molecular function: actin filament binding. The transcript is spliced from 15 exons. Gene Ontology annotation, cellular component: actin filament; cytoplasm; plasma membrane. The record is from RefSeq and is a predicted model, not a curated record.